UAGAGAGAGGCGGAGAGCAGAGACUAGAGAGAAAGCUUUACGAUCAUUAUGGAAUCCUUUAGUCAAAUACAAUCCACUGGAUUUUCUUUAACAAGUGGGGAAAACCUUAUUUGGCGUGUUAUAUUGGAGACAAUGCUCUCUCCACUACAUGCAGAUAGGGAAAUCACUCGUGGUCCUCUCACAAUCUUUAAGAGUUGGGCGUGGGCCUUAUCAGCAAACAGGUUGUCUCAUAUGAUUUAAUUAGUGGAAUCCCACAAUGGUAAACAUAAUAGUGAAUGGCACUGUCCAAUCGCCAAUCUUUGUAAUUAAAAACUACGUUCUCUUUGUUUAAUAAGGUUUUGGGUUCAUCCUAUGAGAACAGAGGUAUACUUUUACUUAUUUUUUAUUUUUGGAAAAAUUUCAUUAUAAAUCCAAUAGUUUAGAAUUAAACCCUAUAACUUCAAAAAGUAACAAAUUAUGAUUUAUUUAUUUAAAAGUUAAACCUUAAUAUCGGUUGAGGGUUUAAUUUGUUUCUUAUGAAACUACGAUAUUUAAUUUGUUAUAGCACAUGAAUGAUAAGGUUUAAAAUGUAUUCCCCUCCCCCCUUUCCUUUUUUGAGGACUACCCUUCACUUUCAGUGUAGCUUAUUGUUGCUAUUCUAAAAAAAUGGUAAAAAGAUUAUCAUGACCUCCCAAAUCAGCAACAUUUUUUACCAAUAAGACUCAUUUUUCAUGGUUCUAAGUCACCAUCAGUACUAACCCCCCCAAAAAGGUUAAAAGAUAACACCACCAGUGUAGCAAGAGGAAAAAAGAAAAAGAAAAAAGCUAAAAGCAUCAAUCUUUUUUUUCCUUACUAGGCUUUGAAGCUUUUACAUUAGUGCACAUAAUCGGAUGUCAUUCAUGCAAUCUUGUUUGUGGAAAUCCAUGCAACAUGCACCAUGCACCAAAUGUUUGAAUAGAUUACCACAAUGAACUAGUGUCAGCUUUUAGAAUUGUCUGUUGCAAGAUAUCUGCAAUAGCUUCAUGUACUUAAGGUCUGUGUGGGCAUUGCCAGCAAGGUAAGGCUCCUCCAAUCUCUGAAAACAGUAGCUUCAAUGGGUACAUUUGUUGGGCACAUAGUACCUGGUUUGGCACUCACUCUCUUAGGUCUAUGGCACACCAUCAACACAAUUAGAGCCUACUUUCUAAAAGGCCCUGCUAACUUCAGAAUAAGGUUUUGGUACCCAUUUGGUGGCUCUCUAUCCAAACUUAAACACCUGGAGCUUAUUUUCAUCCUGUGUUUUUCAGUUUUUGCAAUACUUAUGCAAGUUCUAGACUACCCUUUCUUUCGUUUUGCUUUCAGGCUUGACAGCUUUGAGCAUGCAACCAUGUUCCUCCACCUGGUUAUUUUUGCAGGUUUUACCCUUUCUGCAGAGCUGACUCAUUCAUUAGAGAUCCUCUCUGGAGUUGUAGGAAUCCUUGCAGCCACUGUAUUUGGUCAAGAACUUUUUCUACUUCAUUUCCACUCUGCUGACCAUGUUGGACUUGAAGGCCACUACCAUUGGCUAUUGCAGCUCAUAGUUUUAAUCUCUUUCAUAGUAGCUCUGGCAGCAACUUGUUUUCCCACUAGUUUUCCUGCAGCUCUUGUUCUUUCGAUUUCAGUUGUGCUCCAAGGCUGCUGGUUUAUGAUUAUGGGAUUUAUGCUGUGGGCUCCCCAGUUUGUCCCAAAAGGCUGUGUUAUGUUUUUGACUGAGGCUAGCAGUGAUAACAUGCUUGGAGCAGUCAGUUGCAACUCUGAUGAGGCUGAUACGAGAGCUAAAGCACUGGCUAAUUUGCAAUUCAGUUGGAUGCUUUCUGGAAUAUUGAUAUUUACAGGAUGUAUUUGCUUGAAAUUAGCUGGAAAAUUCACCCUAAGGGGACAGUCAACUGAGUAUGAGCAACUUCACAGUAGAGGUGUGGAUCUCCCUGUAUUAAUUGAUGGCUUCAAGCAACCUCAUCCAUAACAAUUGAAGUAUGCCAAACCUUGCAAGUCACGACCUUUUAAGGUCACAGAGCACUUAAUAUAUAGAUUAAAUUAGAGUUGGCAUUGAUAAAUGUGAACUCCUAUCAAUGUGAACUCCAGGGGCAUAUCUCUAAAGAUUUGUAGUGCCCCCAUGAAUAAUUGUUUCAGGAGUUGUAUCAUUAUACUGGUGGUAUACUAUAUGAUGUGAUAUAACUUAUUUAGUUACUAAGAUGAUACUCAUCUUGAAGUGUGUGGAAAAAUUUGAAGGGCAAAGUUCAUUUAUGACUCAUUUAAUUUGAAAUAUGAAAUGACAAAGGGCCAACGAACUCUAGCUUAAUUGGCACUGCCUCCUCUUGCAAGGGUUAGGUGGAGGGUGAGAUUAUGGGUUCAAGUCCCAUUUUGAUCGCAUGUAAUUUACCACUCCAAGAGAAAAAAGAAAAGAAAAAAAAGAAACGACAAAGUCCUUCUGGUGUGAAUUCAGGUUUGCUGCUCAAGUUGUCUUCCCAAUCAUUUUUGCCCCUCACUAAAUCCAACUAAGGUUACUACUAUAGUUUUUUAUAGGCUAGAGUACCAAGCCUGUUGAGACUCAUACCAGUGACACCUGAGUGAAUUUUGGAACAUUAUGGCUAUAAUCUUCCCAAUCAUUUUAUGUUUCCAUAGAAUAGUAGAACUUAGCUUAAAUUCUUUAAUUGCUAUACCUUAAGUUGUCCAAUAAGAUGCAAUCACGUGGUUUUGGAAGCUAUAAUUUUACAAGUGCAUUGACUAAUAAGCCAAUAAGUUACAUUACAUGGUUGUUUUGUAUUAAUCAAUUAUUAACCUAAUAUAAAAAUGUACCUAAGUUUUGCUCUCUAUAGAGAAUAGAGGGUAGCCAUGGAGUAAUUGUAUCAUCUAAUUUAACUGUUUUAAGUCGGUUAGUCUUGGCCUUCGGCAUAAUCCCCAAUCAUUUAUUACUUGGUUUAUAAAGUUAGAAAAUCACAAGCUGUUUGUCUCAAACAAUGUUGUCAACACCAUACAAAAGGCGGUUUCAAUUUGAUUAGGAAAAAAAAUAUUUUGGUACCAAUCAAUAUUAGUGUACCAUUACAAUGGUAUUAAUUAUAUAUGUGUGUGUAUAUAUAUAUUCAUUAAAUUAGUAAAUUUUGGUCGAAUUCCAAAUAAUUUGUCAAGAAUGUUUAAAAUUAUAAUUCCAUUCCUUAAUUAAUAUGCCAACCUCUAACUUGACAUACUAACCUAACA
Molecule: messenger RNA, 3192 nt
Organism: Quercus lobata
Lineage: Eukaryota; Viridiplantae; Streptophyta; Magnoliopsida; Fagales; Fagaceae
Product: transmembrane epididymal protein (DUF716)
Exons: 2
Coding region: 1073-1960 (295 amino acids)
Source: RefSeq, a predicted model, not a curated record